AUGCGUAAAAGGAAAACUCCGAGAUCGGAGGCGUCGGCCAAAGGACGAAAGCAAAUCAACGAGGAUUCCUGGCGUGCCGAGUUAAACGCCGUCUCGAUUAACGAGGACAGUUGGUGGUGUAUGGUGAUGCUGCUAGUGGAGACGAUCGAGGGUCACGCGAAGUGUGUGUCGAUUUUCAACGCAGCUGCCGAAGACGGUAAACGGAAGGCCAUUUACGCUCUGAGCUACCAGAAAACUGUAGAGGCUGUGAAAGUGUUGUCGAACCAGCCUCUGGACAAAUGCCCAACUAUUCAGGGCGUUUGUCAUUACGCUAGCAAGAUUCUGAAUGAGGACAACGGUGUAUUGCCUGGCUGGCUGAUGGCACGGGUCAUCAAGUACUUGAUAUGCCGAGCCAAAGAAGAGAACAUCGGUGUAGUGAAAAAGUUGGCUGAUCUGGAGCGUGAAAUAGAUGAAGAGUACGAGAUCAUGCAGACUGUGGCUGAUUGGGGUAAGCGUGAUAUGGAGGACAUCGUUGACCCAGACUUUCCGGACUUUGUUUAUUCGUCGGACUUGUUUGCAUAUCGAUCGGAACAUCACUCAGAGAGAUAA
Megachile rotundata (alfalfa leafcutting bee) is the source of this 588-nucleotide messenger RNA. RefSeq lists its product as uncharacterized. NCBI's taxonomy places the organism in Eukaryota, Metazoa, Arthropoda, Insecta, Hymenoptera, Megachilidae. The record is from RefSeq and is a predicted model, not a curated record.